Ilex paraguariensis (yerba mate) is the source of this 832-nucleotide messenger RNA. The record is from the annotation of a GenBank genome assembly. Lineage: Eukaryota; Viridiplantae; Streptophyta; Magnoliopsida; Aquifoliales; Aquifoliaceae.
AUGGCCUCGUCACGUCGAUCGAGCAAUGGCCGAUCACCGCUAGUGAAUCAACAGCGUCAAAUCACCUCUUUCUACUCCAAGACGACAUUAUCUUCUCCUUCCCCAUUGCCAUCCCCUGUUCUCUCCAAACAAGCUUCUAAACCUAACCCAAGCCCUAGCACUAGCUCCAGCCCCACUACUCCUUCACCUCUCCAAACCAAACGCAAGAAGCCCCUCUUAGUGAUCAGCCCAUCUCCACCAUCACCGUCAAGUCCUGCUUCCGACACGGCCAAGAAAUGGUAUGGAAAAGAGGUCGUGGACAAAAGAAUUAGGGUUUAUUGGCCGUUGGAUAAAACAUGGUACGAAGGUUUUGUUAAAUCUUUUGAUAAAAUUUCUGGGAAGCAUCUGGUUCAGUAUGAUGAUGCUGAGGAGGAGCUACUUGAUCUCGGGGAGGAAAAAGUUGAGUGGGUUGGGGAACCGGUGAACAAGUUUCGACGAUUGCGUCGCCUUUCCAUGGUUGAAGACGAUGUUGACAAAGAAGAGGAAAAGAGAAGUGUGGAGGAUGUGGAAAGUGGUGGUGGUGAUUCUGCGGACGAAGAUUGGGAAAAGAAUGCAGAAAAAGAGGAGGUUGAGGACGUCUCAGAGGAUAUGGAUUUGGAGGAUGAGGAAGAGGAUAAUGAAGUGGAAGGUGGGAAGAAAAUGGCCGCGUCAAGAAAGCGAAAGGUGAUUGGAGGAGCGAAUUUAGGUUCUAGAAAGAAAAGCAAGAGUGUUGGAGAUGUUAAAAAGAGUACGUCUAAGGUUUCUUUGCAUAUCAAUGGAGGAAAACCGAGGGAGGCUACUAAUAACAUUGAUU